UUUAUUUGAAAGAGGAAGAUGCCAAUCGUCAGAAACGUCAGCAGAGCUGUCAGCCAGCUGCUACAGAGCUCUGGUUGUGGAUGUGGGAUUUCCAUCGUGCCCGUUCGAUGCAUCGGAGUCUCACCCCGCCAGGUGGCCUCUGAUGCCAGCUUUCACUCGGUUUCUUUUGCCGAGUCUGAUCAUCCUCGGGUGCUAAUUACAGGUGGUCUGGGCCAGCUUGGAGUAGGACUUGCGAAGCUUCUGAGGAAACGCUUUGGAAAGAACAAUGUGAUCUUGUCUGACAUUAGAAAGCCUGCAGAUAGUGUUUUUUACAGUGGUCCUUUUAUCUACGCAGAUAUCUUGGACUACAAGAAUUUACGUGAGAUAGUGGUGAAUAAUCGGAUAACUUGGCUCUUCCACUAUAGUGCUUUGCUCAGUGCUGUUGGAGAAGCAAACGUCCCUUUGGCCAGAGCUGUAAAUAUUACUGGUUUACACAACGUCCUGGAUAUUGCAGCUGAGCAUAAUUUGAGACUCUUUGUCCCGAGCACUAUUGGAGCCUUUGGACCCACCUCACCUCGAGAUCCGACUCCUGAUCUCUGCAUUCAGAGACCAAGGACCAUCUAUGGAGUCUCCAAGGUUCACGCUGAGCUCAUGGGAGAAUACUACCAUUACCGGUACGGCUUAGACUUCCGCUGCCUGAGGUAUCCAGGAAUUAUAUCUGCUGACUCUCAGCCUGGUGGGGGAACAACUGAUUACGCUGUCCAGAUUUUUCACGAUGCCAUAAAGACUGGCAAAUUUCAGUGCAACCUAAAGCCGGACACUCGUCUGCCCAUGAUGUACAUUGAUGACUGUCUGAAAGCCACUCUGGAGGUGAUGGAGGCCCCUGCGGAGGCGCUGAGCAUGAGGACCUACAACAUCAGCGCCAUGAGCUUCACUCCCGAAGAGCUGGCGCAAGAGGUGCAGAAGCAUGUUCCUGAACUCCAGGUCACCUACAACGUGGACAAAGUCAGGCAGGCCAUAGCUGACAGCUGGCCCAUGAACUUUGAUGAUAGCAAUGCCCGGAGGGAUUGGGGCUGGAAACACGAUUAUGAUCUCCCUGAGUUGGUGACUACGAUGUUUAGCUUCCUUGGGUCCGACUCCAGGAUUGCUCAAGCUAACUGAAAUACUUUGUAAGACGUUUCCAGAUUUCCACAGAGGACCAGGAAGAAAUGGCUAAAUUAGUUUCUAAUUUUCCGAGUCUUAGAGCAUGUCAAUUAUUAAUUUUUUCUUAAGUAGCGACAGAGUUGGGCAGAAAUACUGUAGCUGGAAUGUACUUUUAGAUAAACAACAUCAUUCGGUACUGUCUCUGAGCACAGCACUGAUGACAAAACACAAAAUCCUUGAAUUUUCACACUUAAGCAGCUAGAAAACAAAACAAAAAGGCACUUAUUCCUGGCUGACGACUCUCCUGUCAUUCCUGCCACCUGCCUUUUCUUUGGCAGAUAACCUGGGGCAACAUUGUCAGACCUGGUGUUUGGGGGCAAAUCCCAAAAAGUUAAUGGUAGGUGUUUGGUUUUCCUGGUAGAGGAUGGUAGAUGGUAGUAAGAUAUUGAUCAUUUCUCCUCUUUGCUGACAAGAGAGAGAUCAGAAAGAGCUACUCCAUGUUUUCCAAAUUGCAGGGGUCGUUGCAAUUCUAGUUUGAAAUCAAACUUUGGUCGAUAGUUCCUAUUUAUAUAUAUAUAUAUAGUGCUGUAUAAGCAUACACUUUUCUAUACAUAGGGCAUAUUAUAUAGCGUUAUUCUUAUAAUGCUCAUAAAUGUGAAGAGAAAUAGGACUUGAAUUCUCAUUAUGCUUUAAAAAAAACCAAAAAAACAGCAGGGUUUACAAGCUGAGCUUUGUCCUGCUCUUUGAAAGUGCUUCAGUUAAACCUCGGAGGUAGAUCCCAAACGUGAAGGGCUGUUACGUGUGUGAGAAUCUGGGGUGUAUUUGGAGAAAGUGAUGCCCAGGUGUGGGUUUAUUGUUCAUCAGCACCACUUUGCUGUGCUGGCACGAUAACAUCCUGCCUGGAGAGAGUCUUAAAGGUGAGGCUGAUGAUGGAGCCUGGUGGUAGAGUCAAGUCAGCCUUUGAAAUCUGUUCACUUUCACUGCAUUUUCCACUGUAUUUGUAGAUGCUGUUUGCCUGUAACUCUCUCAUGUGCUUUUUUAUUCUUUAGAGAGGGAUCCCGAAGCUGAAACCCAUCUUCUAGCUACAGUUUAAAGGCUGUUCUGCUCGUUGAGUUUCAUGCACAGGAGAUUCUGGGAUUAACAAGGGAGCCUUAGUAGAUGCGUGCGAGGAAGAGCUCAAAAGCUACUUAGGAGACUUUGAGGAGUGACAAACUGGAGGGACAGGAAAGCCAUUUUAGGUAAAAUAGCAGUUUCUGUGGAUGUGAAUCUGAGCCAUCGGCUGCUCUAGCUAGAGAAUACCUUGAGAAACAGCAUCUGGGAACUUGGAUUUUAUUUUUUUUUCAAAGAAAAAAAUAUCUUUUCAUUUUCAAAAUGACUGGAAAUUCCCUAGAUGAAGCUCUCCAUCUUUAUUUUUUGUGUCUGGUAUACUCCAAUAACACGUGUAGCUAAACAUGUUCGAGUAUUAUUAUUUUUUUUUCUUUGCCUAUAGCUUGUUUGCUCUGUUUUCUGUGCUCACGCUUCCGUAGUUGCCAGUCUGUUUCUCUCUCUGUCACCCUGCGGCGUUUCCUCGGGAAGUGGGUAACUGCCACGACCAGAUUUCUGUCUCUGUGCUGCAGGGAACAGGUUUUCUCACGAAAAUAACCUUCAGAUGGAAGAUUCUGGGGUGAAACCCAGUUCUUUUAAACAUUUGUUCAACUUGCGUCUCUUGGUUUUGUACGUAUCUUGUUGUUUCAUCCCUUGGCAAAGUAUGCCUUUCCCAGGUAUUUAAGCUCAAAAACCUCUAAGGUUCUGGCCUGUUACUGAAAUUAUUGAAACAUUUAUUUUUUUUUUAUAUAUAUAUAUAUUGUUUACGUUGCUGAAAAGACAAGUUUUUAAAGUUUGGCCGCUGUUGUAACUACUGCGUUGUUCAAGUGUAAUAUUUGGCCCAAUGGGCCAGUAAAGUUGGUCCUCGAUUCAGAGCCUCCAAGGAAAGAUGGGCUCGGGUUUUGUUCUCUGCCCUCCCAAAAACCAGGGUUAUUUCCAAGUAAACUGUUACCCUGAGCCCUCAGGUCAAGGGCUUUAACACAGGCUGAAAUAUCUUGUCCAUUCCAGUUUCUCUUCAUUCAGACCCCAGGGGCUCCUCGUUGCCUCCGUCCCACGAGAUGUCUAAAAUAAAGAGCUGUUGAUGGGUCUCACUCCAUUUCUUUGCUCGAUGUUGUGGGAUUUACUCCCCUCACCUUUGUUCAUUAACGAGUGAAGAGCAAAAACGUUCUAUUUUUUUUCCUGAAACACACCAUCUGUGGUGGUGAUAUUGCACAGAAGCUUUGGAUAAGGUGCUGCAGCGAAGGUGAAAUUCAAACCUACGGCAUUUUGAGCAAAGUUGGGAGGUUUUUUUGGUUCCGUUGAGCCAAAAAUUGCUGACUUCAUUUAGGAAAUUUCCAUUUUGCAAAAUCUGAAAGAAAUCAUAUGGCAAUAGAGAGCUGUUUGGAGGUAACAAGGUGGCGAUAGGGAAUGUGAUUUGAGAUGUCUAGAUGGUCUGAGGCCUGUUUGAAAUGCUGGUUUUCGACCCGUGACCAAUGAUAUGUGUAGUAUUAUUAUUAUUAUUGUUAUUAUUUUUCCAUCUCUUCCUCAUUAAUUUCCGUUGUAACUGUGCUACAGAAUUUCCUGUAUUCAGCCAAUUUGAUGUGGUACAAAAUGUCUUUUCACUUUUGCUACCAGUAUGAAGUCUGACUUCUGGGCAGAGACUUCUCUCAUGACACUUGAGCGCUGUAGCUGUUCAAUUACCUAUUCAGGAAAAAAAAAAAAAAAA
Calidris pugnax (ruff) is the source of this 3910-nucleotide messenger RNA. RefSeq names its product L-threonine 3-dehydrogenase, mitochondrial. Lineage: Eukaryota; Metazoa; Chordata; Aves; Charadriiformes; Scolopacidae. The transcript has 8 exons. Gene Ontology annotation, molecular function: L-threonine 3-dehydrogenase activity. The coding region runs from base 19 to 1140 and encodes 373 amino acids. The record is from RefSeq and is a predicted model, not a curated record. Gene Ontology annotation, biological process: L-threonine catabolic process.